AUGCCUUUGUUGCCAAAAUGUUCAAACUCCAUUUAAUUUCGAAUAGUAGAAGAAGCUCACAUCGAACGCGUUGCCAGACGAAUUUGGAUCCUCAGAGCGACGCGAAAGACGUGAGCAAAGAAGAUGUUAUAUGUCACGUGAGAUCAGCCGCCUUUAACUUUUGUUUCGAGAUUUACAGCGGGAAUGAAAGGGAUGGUCUCAAGACUGUCGAGUCAUCUCUUCUCAAGCACGGAGGUACGUAGAAACGAGCUUUCUUUCUGCAACUGAUGUGGGUCCAAGAUGUGGCUUAAGAACGGCACGAAGCCUGCAAGAACUGCGGACGAUUAAUUGGAGAGCCACUGGCGAGUAUUGGCUCAGGCUGAGGCACGGUCAUACAUGUGUGAAGGCAUUGGUAGGGUUCGUGUCCAGGCUGAAUGGGAGCAUACUCCCCUCUCCCGUUUGCACAACGACCGUCUCCUACAGCUGCUCUCCGGAAGGGCUGCAUCAACAGACGCCGGCCUGUCCUUUCCUUCCCGAAGUUGCAUGUAAGGUCUGAAAUUUCCCGUCGAACACGUUCGAAUUAAUCGGCCCCGAUCGCAUCGACUCAUGCCGUGUACGCUGCAAUGACCACUUUUAACGAGGUCUGCGGCAUCGAGGCUGCAUCUCAUGCUGCAUGCCGCAGUUGCACUGCCAUCGUAUUUUGGCAUUGGAACGUGGGGCGGGCGAGUUGACUCAUUCCCCACUCCGAGGCUAUGCCACAUACGGACACCGUCAAGUGGUGAGACGUUUUCGAGAGACCUGGAUAUUCGAAGUUUUAACCGGCGUGUUCCUGUCUGGCACAAUUCUCAGGCUUCAUCACUCCUAACGUUACCUCGCACAAGUAGUGACCUUGCUCUUUGAGCAAAGCUCGAGAGCGUCUUCGCAUUGCGGUACCACCCGGCUCCGUACACUGCACCGUACACAGCACACGCACACACACUCUCUCUCUCUCUGGCUGAACGCCACAACCCUUGCACAGCCGCUCCACCAUCACUACGGCUGUGCUCCACAGAACUCCUCGCACCCGUUCGCGAUUUAGAUAAAAAGCUCAAGGUCUUCACGUUAUCAACCGGCAACGGAUCAACCUGGGCUUGCUCAAUUCAUUAAAAUUCCGCAACCCGCUUAUCACGACUGGAUCUCUUCUUCGUCAAUCCCAAUGGCUCGAUCUUACUUCAUCACCCGCGUCUCUAGCAGCAAUGAGGAUCCCACUGCACUUGAGUUCUUUCCUCCAAAGGGUUCCGACGAACUGCACGAGGCUUUGAAGGAAGCUUUCCCAUAUGAGCCAAAUCUGGCCGCUCGUAUGCGGGCCGCUGUAAUCGAAUUCUUGCUCCAGGAGCAGCAGGUGGAGCAAUUCGCUCCAAUCAGCCCGGAUUAUCUGCCAUCUCCUCAAUCGUCUUUCGUGUCUACCCUGCCAUCUCCUGCAAUGCCUUCCUCACGGACAUCACAAGAAACUACCAUAUCGCGACGACAAUCUUCUGCUGCUGGCCAGCCUACACAAGAAGCUCUCAUGGACGUCUGGUGUCUUCCAAACAAACCUCAGGCUAAAAUCCACACGCGACGCACAAUGACUCCCGAGGAGAAGAAGGCCUAUAAGCAGAAGCGUUUGGUUGGUGCGUGCGCAGAUUGCAAGCGCCGUCGGAGAAAGUGCGAGCACAACUCCUCGGCUUCCAGCACCGGUCCAGUGCCUCAGAAAGUAGGGAAACAUAAAAAGCGAGCAUCGAAUCAAACGCCUAGUUCAAAGCCAGCAGUUUCUGACCCUUUCUCGGACAUGUCGAUGCUGAAUUUCGAGCUUGACAUGCCAUCGAUGGCCAUGUCUGACAUGACGUCUUUCAGUGCUCCAUUCGAACUUGAAACUACUGAUUUCGAUUUCACUCCUGAACUCAAUGUCGAUUGGCAGCUCUUCCCAGAUUUGCCGGCCACCAACACUUAUGCCAGCAUGUCCCCAAUCUGGUCUAUUGACCAUGACAACUCUGCUUACUCUACUCGAGCCGGCCUGAGCCAGCAGCGGGUUAGUCCGAGUAGAGAAUGCAACAACAACAUUUUCGGUCAGGAAAUGCUAGAUCACGUUGAAUCUAACUCAGGCCUGAUCGAUUCUGGCUUCUACGGCAGUUCAUCGGCCGGCAACGCACCAAUCUCUCCAGUGACUCCGGAGUCACUUUCGCCUGUGUCUCACAAACAAUCCUCAAUUGGCUUGUACGACGGGGCUACUCAAUCCACCCUCAAUCGCACGAUCAGUCACUUCUCAACGGGCGCCAACCUGGAGCAGUCACGUGUUAGUCCACGCUCACCACGGCAAGCCACCUUAAUUCAUGAAGGAUCUCUGGACACUUUAAUUCUCCCCGAUGCAACAGAAGGUCCAAGGAUGGUUCCGAUCCCCGCCCCGAACAUAAACAAGCCCCGCUACCGCGCGCCGUCCUCACCUGCAACAGCCAGGCUGACAGCACACUUCCCACCAUGUCCUGGCGACAGCUCAAGAACUGUUGCGGAUCAUGCCAUGGACAUCCAAUCCGCCUACGAGACCAGGAGUGAACACGAGUCCCACAGAAAUGACCAACACACUCCCCAAAGCCAUCGCAAUGGGCGCGAUUGGAACAUUCGCGAAAUCUUCUUCGCGACUCGUGUGCUUUUGCAGGCCAUAAACACGCAGCAACCCCAAGCAUCAUCAAUAAUGUCAUCACCAGAACAUUCGUCAACUGCAGCGGCCUCACAGCCGAAAGAUGGCAAAGCAAACGCACACGAACAGACCGUUGGAACUGGGGAUAGGCGUUCGCGGCAAUCAAGGAAUGACACGCUACGUGUGCGGCAAACCAGUUGGCAGAACUGCACUCACAGAUGCGAAACUAGUCAAAACAGCCAUUUCCUUGCUCUAACGCCAAUCUGCGUUGCGCUGUACGGCACAUAUUGUAUCACCACGCAGUCUGAUGCUACUCCAGCAUUUGUUGCCAGCUUUGCCAUUGGUCUGAUGCUAGUGCUAGUACUGCUUCCACGAAAGGAUCUCCCAAGCAAGGAUGUUUUACCUGUCCGCUUGGUUUCACACGCCUACAGAUUUGCCUCCCAUGUCACGGGCGAAUCUGAAUUUCGAAGCAAAAACAUGCCGUCAAGGCAAUCACCUGUUGAAUCCGGCAGCCACUCCUCGAACGCGUCUGCGUCGCCACGGCGGGCGUUGACGUCACAUUUUGGGCUACUCGGUGCGUCAGCCAUGGUUUGAGAGGUUACACAUGGUGAUGGGGACCUGAAGAAGACGGAAAAGAAACCGAGCUUUUUUGUUUGUCUGUAUUUUGUCUUGUGUACACUCUUCCUCCACCGUGGUUUUAUGAGGUGUCGAGGCUAUCUGCUUUUAGAGUUCAUGUAGUCGUAUGAAAAAAAAAAAAGACAGCAUCGCCAUCAGCUUGGCUGAUUCGCGACGAUUUAAAAGACA
This is a messenger RNA of Verruconis gallopava, 3436 nucleotides long. RefSeq lists its product as uncharacterized. Lineage: Eukaryota; Fungi; Ascomycota; Dothideomycetes; Venturiales; Sympoventuriaceae. The record is from RefSeq and is a predicted model, not a curated record. Bases 1175 to 3226 code for a protein of 683 amino acids. The transcript has a single exon.